GCGAGCGGCGGUGACGGCAGCUGGUGGCGACGUCGCGGUGGAGCUUGUGGCAAUCACAGAGCCUGACGGCGUCACAGUGCGAACUAGCGUGCUGCCAAUCCGAGGCCGUUGACGCCGGCGGACUGGAGCAUUUCGCGUCACAGCGGCGGCCCAAAGUGGCUGCGCCGGCCCGCACACUGGAGUUCUGCACGCCCGCCUGGACUGCACGGCCGGGCCCGAGCGGUGCGCGCGACGGUCUCACCGGAGCCGGCUCGCUGCCGCUCACUGGGUCAUUGAUCAGCCGCGCGUUGGGCGUGGGCCUGGCGCAGUCGGGCGGCGUCUGCUCCGCGGCGGAUGCUGGCGGCGCCAUGGACGUGGCCGGAGAGCAGUGCUACGGUGCCGCGGCGCCGCACGCGCCGCACGGUCACGCGGUGGGCGUGCCGAUCCCCGGCCGGCCGCAGUGGCCGUUCUCGCGGCCCGAGUUCACGGAGCGGCGCGCCGACCGCAGCGAGCUAGAGCUGGGCGGUUCGGCCGGGGCCGUCGCGUCCUCCUACCAGACGCCGUUCGCCGAGCUCGCGUCCAGUCUCAGUCCGGGGCGUGACGGCGGCUGGCACGUGGGCAGCCACGAGCCAGAGCUCUCGCGCAACCUGCAGCACAUCCAGAUCGACGACAUGUGGGAGGGCGUGGGGAUGGGCGACCUGAUCCCUGGCUCGACACUGGCCGAGCUGAGCGCGGGCGACGACUUGAAUGAACUGGAGCUGGAUCCACUGGCGGCGCACCACAUGACCGACCUGUCUCCCGGGAAGACGACGCUGACCAUUAAGGCGGAGUUCGCCGAGUAUCCGGUGAAGUCGGAGCCGCCGUGUGACGCCCGGCUGCUGCCCAGCUGCCGGCCAGCGCCCGGCGGAGAGCGCCGCCUUACGUUGCAGCCGGCGCCCGGUUGGACGUCGGAGAGGACGUCGCUGGCCAGCUCUGCGCCGCACGCCUCCAGCGCCAGCCUGGCCAGCCGUCUCAGCAGCUCGGUGCCCGGCGACGGCCUACUGGAGCUCCGACAGGCCAGGCUGUCGCCGCCCUCCGCUUUCAGAUGUGUGGGCGACGCGCGCGGCUCCGGCUCGUCGGUGUCAACAGGUAUCCUGAGCCCCGGCUCCCACGGUUCGUUCGCCGACGACGGAGCCGAGUCGCAGCAGGAGCGCGGCUCUGACAGCGACAGCGAUGCAGGUUCCAACGUCGGGGGCGACGAGAGCCUGAGCCAGUCGCUGGGCCGGAAGGAGCGUUACUUCUGGCAGUACAACGUGCAGGCCAAGGGGCCGAAGGGACAGCGGCUCCAGCUGACCCCGGAGAUGGCUGACCCGUUCCAAGCUCGCCAGCCGGUAGACCCGGUUUUCUCCAGCAGCUUCCAAGUGGACGGCAUCCAGCACAGGCGUACGCCCCCCGGCAGCGGGAAGGCACGGCGCGGCGACGGCAACGACCUGACGCCCAGUCCGAGGAAGCUGAUCAGCAUCCGCUGCGACCUGGACAAGCUGAACCGCCUCAUCGACGACAUGACGCCUCUCUCCGAGCUGCCGCUGAACGUGCGGUCUGAGUCACGCAAGGAGAAGAACAAGCUGGCCUCCAGAGUUUGUCGGCUGAAGAAGAAGGCUCAGCAUGAGGCUAAUAAGAUACAGCUGUCUGGACUUAAUGAAGAGCACAGACGGAUGACGGCCACACUACGUGACAUGGGCCAGGUGCUGCGUCUGCGUCUGUCGUCAUCUGGCUCGGCCAUCAGACCGGAGGAGGCCGGGCAGCUGAUGGAGCGUCUCUACAAACAGGCCAACAAGGGCCGCGUGGCUGGCCAUCUACAGGACUACGUGCAGCGCCGCCUGGAGCGGCAGGUGGCGCCACACGGCGGCGGCGGCGGCGGCGGCAGCCCUCCGGUGCCCGUCGAGCACGGCUAGGUCGGCGCAUCGCUGUCGGCUGGCCGGUGGCCCGGCCCACUGGAUCGGGUGGGAGGGAGCGACUGACCUGUCACGAAAGCCUCGUGGCACGAACUGGCGGUCGCGGUGCCGCGCCGGCCGAGCGAGGUCACCAUGCAGGCUGUGGACCCAAAUGAUGUAUACAUAUUUUGUCGUUGUUUUAUGCAUUUGAUUUACAUUUGUGCAUGUUCGUGGGUUAAGAUAUCACACACAAAUGCAUAUAUAUAUAUAUAUAUAUAUAUAUAUAUAUAUAUAUAUAUAUAUAUAUAUGUUUGUAUUUAUUUAUAUAAGGUAUAAAUGUAACACCUGUAGGUAUGCCAUGCAAAAACAUAUUGCAUAUGGUAAAUGCCUUUUGGGAGGUGUAGCGGCAGAGGCGACCCUUCACGGUUGUCGGGGCAGAGGUGUAGCUGCAGAGGCCAGGUGCUUGGCUGUCAGGGAAGAGGUGGGCAUGCACGGCUGUCAGAGCAGAGGUGUAGCUGCAGAGGCCAGGUGCUUGGCUGUCAGGGCAGAGGUGUAGCUCGAGACCAGCGUUCACAGUUGGCCGGGCAGAGGUGUAGCCGCAGAGGCGAGCAUGCACGGCUGUCAGGGCAGAUGUGUAGCUAGAGACCAGCGUUCACGGCUGUCAGGGCAGAAGUGUAGCCGCAGAGGCGAGCAUGCACGGCUGUCAGGGCAGAGGUGUAGCUGGAGACCAGCGUUCACAGUUGGUCGGGCAGAGGUGUAGCUGCAGAGGCGAGCAUGCACGGCUGUCUGGGCAGAGGUGUAGCUGCGGAGGCGGGCAUGCGCGGCUGUCUGGGCAGAGGUGUAGCUGCAGAGACCAGCAUGCACGGCUGUCUGGGCAGAGGUGUAGCUGCAGAGGCCAGCGUGCGCGGCUGGCAGGGCAGUGUGCCGUGCGGUCUAGCCUAGUCAACAGAUCGGACUCUCUGUUACCGACGGAGGGACGGGCUCUCCGCAGUGCGUGCUGGGCUGACCACGCCUGUGAUACCCUGGCUUGUACCUGCGUGUUAACGUGGUGCUCAAUGUACGCGUGCUCAGCUCUUGUCGUCAGCUGUCGUAACUCGCUGGGACAGAGGAAUUGCGUCCAUCUAUCAACCUCUAGCGAGCACUGAAACGUGCUAAAAGUUGUUAUCCGUAGGGCCUAUCGGUAAAGGCCACCCACCAUCAACCCUGUUCUUGCAUGGCCGACUCAUUUGGAAUUCCACCUGUGGUUUGUUGAAUUCUUUUUUGUUUGUUCCUGCCAAAGCGGAUGGCCUUAAUCCGUUUCCACCGAUCUAUUAAGUGAGAAUUAUUUUACAUUAUUUACGUUUUAUCGAGUACGUUUCGUGGUUCCUGGAUCUGCCGUCGACGAGUUGCGAUUCCGCAUCAAAAGUGAUAAAUUCUCAAUUCCUGGCCAGAAGCCGACUGUUCUACGUGCGCGCCCUACCCUUUGUCGUAGCAUGAAUGGCAUGGUGGCCCUCCGGUCCCUCGACCCAAUCCAGCCUCCACACUUUCGCAGCAGGAAUCGCCCGUCCCUUCCGUUUUCAAGCCAAUCGGCACAUUUCUCAAACACAAUAUUUAUGGUUUGUAACCUUACCCUGUGGACAGUUGUCAAACAGCUGCCUACCCUAAUUGGCUGCACAAAUCGAACAGCUGUUUAGCACGCAUUCUGGAUGUUGAGGUGGCUGGCCAGACCAGCAGGACCUAAUUGUCAGGUGUGGAUGGGGGCGCAGAAUGGGCCCACCCCACUCCACGUGAUACUGUGAUGAACCGCCUGUUGCUCGUACGUUGGUCGUUGUUUUCAGACAGUGAUCGGCACCAUGCCACCCAUCGUGGACAUCCAUAUUCUAUAUACACAGUCGCUGUUCAUAGGCUGGCGUUUACAUGGAAACUAAGGAAGAUGUAUGGACUCUUUCCUCGCCACGGAUAAUCGCUGAGAUGACGGGGACUGCAGA
Pollicipes pollicipes is the source of this 3859-nucleotide messenger RNA. RefSeq names its product protein CREBRF homolog. The coding region runs from base 348 to 1913 and encodes 521 amino acids. NCBI's taxonomy places the organism in Eukaryota, Metazoa, Arthropoda, Thecostraca, Pollicipedomorpha, Pollicipedidae. The transcript is spliced from 9 exons. Gene Ontology annotation, biological process: response to unfolded protein; regulation of transcription by RNA polymerase II. Gene Ontology annotation, molecular function: DNA-binding transcription factor activity, RNA polymerase II-specific; RNA polymerase II transcription regulatory region sequence-specific DNA binding. The record is from RefSeq and is a predicted model, not a curated record. Gene Ontology annotation, cellular component: nucleus.